ACGAAAAUAUUACGCAUCGCGCUACGGUUAUUUUUCAUUAUAUAAUUUACAUUAAAAUUCAUGUUAAGUGGAAGGCGGUUAUAGAGUAAUGGUUUGAACGGUUGAAAUAAGGGUAUCUUGCAAAAACUUCGUGGAUUUCCCACAGUCAAACGCGUCUCGACACUCGUAGCGAAAUGAUCUGUAUUGAAGCUGAACAUUUUUCUGUUCAUCGAAUUCUUCUGUUAAUAGUUGGCUUAUGGCCCUAUCAGCGAUCAAAACUUGUCCUACUCCAGACUAUCAUAACUUUCGUCAUACUGCUGAGUUUUGUAAUAUUUCAGGUAUGUCUAUAUUCUAAUUGCACAUAUUAUUGUGUAAUAGAAAUGGCUGCACAGUCAUCUGUAGUAAAUGUCUACUUUGACUGCAAAAACACAAAUGGAGUAUUUCUAACUGCAGAAUACACUUCCGAUCUUCUUACCAAUGUUUUGCCUACCGCAUUAGCAUACUCUGGUGUUUCGGUUAAUUUUCUUUCGUUCUGGAUUAAUAUCCGAACUGUAAAGUGUUUACUGGAAAGGUUACAGGACAUUUGUAAUAAGUUGAAGGACGAGAAUGAAAUUGCAAUUAUAAAAACGUAUAGUUAUCAAGCGAGAAAAAUUACUAUUAUUCUUACACGUAAGAUAACACUUUUCGUACUUACUUACUUACAUUUUUUAUUCGCGUUUCCUGCAAUCGUUCUUAUUGCUCAACCAAUUUGGCCACGCGUUCUUGGCAUUUUUUUCUACCUGAACGAAUCUUUGUUCCGUCGCAAAACGUUAAUCUUGACUGAGUACUUUGUCGAUCAAGAAAAAUAUUCUUACUUAAUCAUGUUGCAUACGAACAUAGCAGUUUUCAUAGGAACGUUUGCAAUGAUAGCAACAGGAAUGCUGCUUCUGGUGUCUCUCAAACAUGCCUGUGGAAUGUUUAGUAUCGCCAGUUAUCGCAUAGAACGAGCAAUUACAAACAAUAAGCGAGAAAAUGUUAAUUUAAAGGACCAGAAUGUGAUUUUUAGGAGGAUGGUCUAUGCGAUAGACAUUCAUCGUAAAGCUAUGCAAUACUCCAAUUUUCUAAUAUCCAGCUUUGAGGGAACUUUCUUUCUUCUUAUUGCGUUCGGUGUGGUUUGUUUGAGUCUUAAUCUUUUUCGAAUUUUUCAGCUUACAUCAACCGGAGGUGAUAAAUUUGAACUUUUAUCAUGUUUUGUAUACACAAUUUGUAUUCUUUCAUACAUGUUUAUUGCCAACGCAAUCGGACAGGAAAUUACAGAUCACAAUGAUCAAGUAUAUUUUACAGCAUACAAAGUUAAAUGGUAUGCAACGCCCUUACACGUGCAGAAACUAAUAUUAUUUCUGAUACAAAGAGGUAACAAAACAUUCGGAUUGAAUGUGGGUGGAUUAUUUGUUGCAUCCUUAGAGUGUUUUGCAACGUUGAUAAGUGCAUCACUGUCUUACUUUACCGUGAUAUAUUCUACGCAACAGUGACAUGGAAGUGUCCUUCAUUUAAUAGUAUAUCGAGAUGUAGUAGGUAAGCCUGAUAACUUCUGCCCGUUAUAUUCUUACUGGAAACUUUCAAUUAAUUCUGUGUAAUAUUUUUUUAUAGCUUUUUUUUUUCUUUUGAAAGAUUCCAGACAAUUUGAACUCAUUUUAUACAAAUCCAUAGUACAUCCGCAAU
This is a messenger RNA of Odontomachus brunneus, 1680 nucleotides long. RefSeq lists its product as uncharacterized. Bases 174 to 1490 code for a protein of 438 amino acids. The record is from RefSeq and is a predicted model, not a curated record. Gene Ontology annotation, cellular component: plasma membrane. Gene Ontology annotation, biological process: sensory perception of smell; detection of chemical stimulus involved in sensory perception of smell. NCBI's taxonomy places the organism in Eukaryota, Metazoa, Arthropoda, Insecta, Hymenoptera, Formicidae. Gene Ontology annotation, molecular function: olfactory receptor activity; odorant binding. The transcript is spliced from 10 exons.